AUGACUCUGCGUGGGACAGCACCUCAUCUUUUACAGAUCGUUCCUGUGAGGAAUUUGGGCGAGGGAAGAAACCCGGAUGGAAAGACCAUCGAACUGACCGCAGUUGAACUUGUUAGGUGGGAGAUGUGA
Messenger RNA from Penicillium digitatum Pd1, 129 nucleotides. NCBI's taxonomy places the organism in Eukaryota, Fungi, Ascomycota, Eurotiomycetes, Eurotiales, Aspergillaceae. The record is from RefSeq and is a predicted model, not a curated record.